Molecule: messenger RNA, 2304 nt
Organism: Akanthomyces muscarius
Lineage: Eukaryota; Fungi; Ascomycota; Sordariomycetes; Hypocreales; Cordycipitaceae
Exons: 2
Coding region: 1-2304 (767 amino acids)
Molecular function (GO): protein binding
Source: RefSeq, a predicted model, not a curated record
AUGGCGUCGCUGCCAUCGUACCAGGAGGCAACCACUCGCGCUGACUGGCUAGAACUUGCUGCCCCAUACAUUCACAUCGCCGACCACCAUGUCCUCUGCCUGGUCAAUCGCCACUUUUGGAAGGUGUUUGCCCCUCGCCUGUGGGUAGACAUCCUAACCACCGUUCGCCGGCGUGGCUUACAACCUGAUGAUGAUCUCGCUUGGUGGUUCGAUUUUACCUUUGUCAAGCUCGGCAAUGUCCGCCCGUCCACACGCGGCUUGGCCCGUAUUCUUGACCUUCGUGACUUCGCCAGAGAAUGUUAUCAGUUUGCCACGGACCAAAAUGCCCGAUUUCUCCGCAGUCUUCACAUGGCCCUGAAGCUGCUGCCCAACGCAAAUGCUCUUUUGCUCGACCACCACACAGAAAUUGAUCCAAACUCUCUCGUCAGCCUUACAAGGACGCACUCUUCCCCCUUGCUUCUUAGCAUCUCGCAUUGCUCCACACGGCUUCCCAGUACAUUUUUUACCUCGACGUCCUUACAGAAGCUGGUCUAUCUCGAUGUAUCUAAUCUGCCGGGUUCCGUGGCACCCCUGAUCCAGCCCUCGCUCCUUUCCGAUCUACGAAUCUUGAAACUGGCUGGGCGCGAACUUGACGAUGCCACCUUUAUCGGCCUGGCUGAACUGUAUAGGCUGCGACUUUGGAGCCUGGACCUGAGCCAUAAUCGGCUUACAGAUUCUAUUCUGCAGACCUUGGUAGAGCGGUGCUUCCCUCUCUCAUCCCUGCGCUCGUCUGUCCAUUUUCAAGUAGAGGGCAAGCUGUCCGUUUCCGAACAUGGCACCGCAUCAUAUGGCCCAUUUGAAUUCAUCGAGGAAUCUCAGCUCAGCGGUGGUUUCAGCAGCCCUGACCGGUAUAACUUGGAUGCUCCCACAUACAACGCACAGCCCUACUUCUUACACAGUCAACGUCAAGUUUUCCGCUCUGAUGGACGGGGCACCUUGCGUUCAGAUUGUGCAGACGAAGCAACGCGCAUCUUAUCCCACCAGUCCACAAACUAUGACGUUGAGGACACGUAUCGUAACUCUAGAGGCAUCACCCACUUGGACGUCUCGUAUAAUCAGAUCUCGGCGAGCGGUAUUGAGAGAUUACUUCGGACAUCGAACGGACAAAUCGAGCAUUUCGCAUGCGAUUUCAUGCCGCUUGUACCGCCGUGCAGCGCUACUCUAGAUUUUUGGCCGACUCAAACAUCGCUCUAUGGCGUCGUAGGAAUAGCCCAUGUCUUUCGGCCAGUGUGUUCCUCCAAUCUACGGUCGCUGCGAAUACACCACUCGUUAGUCACCAAUAUUCCUACCCUAGCUGCCAAUGAAUUGUCAUCUUUGGCCAGGCUGUACCUCGCCGAGACUUCUAUUCGCUUUCGUAUAGACAGGGCUUACCCGCAGCGCUUCGUGCCUGACAUGAACCCCCGUCUUUACUCACUGACGUUGACGCAUGUACCGCGGCGAUCUUCUGGACCAGUGAUUGAGCGGCUACUAGGCUUUCUCAAAUUGCUAUCUGUUCAAGAGCGAAGCAUUUGGGAUGCGAGCCACUCUAAUCAGGUAUCAUCGUGGCGCUGGCCAGGUAUGCUAAAGGGCCUAAGACACCUACGACUAGAGUUUGACCCCGACACUCUGGUCAAAGAUACCUCUGCGGCGGAGGAUAUAGAUGCCGAACAUCUCAUGAACAGCGGGGAGAGGGGUUUCAGCUUCUUCGAGGACGAGAGUCACCUCUCUACACGUCCGUCGCCGGACGCGAAGUCUCGCGGUGCCCGCCGACUUGGGACUGACGGCGCAAGCGCUACAGAUACUAGUGCGCAACAAGUUGGGGAAGCAGAUAAUAGUGACCGAGACAAUUCAGAAGCUAUUACAUAUCACGAUGAGUGGAAUGGAUGUGGUUUCCAGUUGCGGGUGUGGUCUGGGCCGGUGCAGCCACACAGCAACCCCAUCAUCAACCAGUAUCGUCGGCUGGUGCUGAACCAUCGUAGCCUGCGCUAUGGUGUAGGCCCGGUUUCCCCAGCCCAAGUCCUUGCAGGCGUUCCUGAAAAGUCAUACAUUUUCCACACGGCUUGGCGUGCAGCCAUCAUGCCGCCGGGUGAGCUUGCGUGCCCCGCACCCCAAGAGCUGGCUGGAAUGCAGGAUGUUCUCGACGCUCUGAAAAGGCACCGCGCCACGGGGCGCUCACUGUACCAGGAUCUGCAGCACUCGAGAAAAGAUGCCACUUUACGCGUUCCACCCGGCGCGCCGCAUUUCUUCUGGACUGGCAGCUUGGAAGUGUCGACGAAGAGGCCGUGA